AUGCCCGCAUCCAACCCUCCUUUUACAUCCACUGAGCACUUCCACACCAACACUCGCAUCGAUCUUUCUCAUCAAUCCAUUUGCUUCAUUACCUCGGCCUUCACUUUCGACAUCAGACGCAGCGAUUGGACGAAACAUCGAUCAACCACCCGCAAAUCUGAUCGCGUGCGGGUCUGCGAUCUUCUCACGCGUCGACGAGGCUUCUUCUUGCGAGACGAGCACAGCAUUAUCUACGUAUUACUGGAGCAGAUCAAAACGAUGAACAACCAAGGACAGCAAGGACAGCAGUCUGGCCAACAGAGCCCUGCUGUUCCAGGCCAGCAACGGUCGCCUCAACUUCCGCAAGGACCACCGCAAAACGCCGCCCAAGCAGCACAAUACAAAGCAGCGCUCAUCCAGCAACAACAAAUCCAAGCUAUGCGCGCACACCAACUUGCACAGCAACAAGCCCAACAGCAAGGUCAGUCUUCCGCUCAGCCGCAGCAACAGCCGCAGCCAGGACAACAACCGCAACAGCAGGCGGCGAACAUUCAAGCCUUGCAAGCACUUGUGCAGAACAAUCCGCAAGGUUUGCAGGCUCUGUUCCAGGCAGCGAGGGAGGGCAAGAUCAGUCCGGAACAGCUGGCUCAGUUGAAGGCAUUUAUUGGGGCUCAUCAACAGGCUCAGCAGCAACAGCAAGCGCAACAGCAGCAGCAGGUUAGGCCGCCGCAGCAACAGCAACAACAGGUGCAGUUCCAACAGCAGCAACAGCAGGUCAGACCUCCUCAGCAGCAGCAACAACAGCCUAGUUUGCAACAACAGCAACAAAUGGCGGCUGCGCUUCAACAGCAGCUCCAGCAGCAACAGGCACAACAGCAGCUCCAGCAGGUCAGACCGCCUCAGCAGCCGCAACAACUGCAGCAGCAACAACCUCAGCAACCACUUGUUCGAGCGCCUCAAGUUGCCGGAGCGCCUGCUCAGCCUCAAAUGCCAUUGACGGAGCAAACGCUACUGGAGCAAUUCAAUCGCGUUGCUCAGCCGCUACGCAUGAAGGUGCAAGCGCUAGAAAGCGCCUUGAACAACCCCAACCUGAAGCCUGAAGAAAGGCAACAGUGCCAGAAUGCGCUACAAGAGGCGAGAAAUCAGCAAGCCGCGUUGGCGAAACAGAUUCAGGUUGUACGCGAGAGUUUCAGGCAACAGCAAGCUCAACAACAGCAACAGGCGAAACCAGCGACUCCAGUUCAAGCUCCCACUCCAGCAGCACCAGCUCCUAUGGGUGGUGCAGGUACUCCCCAGCAGCAACAGCAGCAGCAAACUCAAACGGCAAGCCCUGCUGUAGCGGCUGCCGCUACUCCUGCUACCCCAGCUUCGACAGUCACUGGCACACCCAAGGCUCCGGCCAAGGCGACGCCUAAAGCUCCAGCAAAGAGUAAGGCUGCAGCCAAGAAGGAGAAGGAAGCGAAGGAGAAAGAGGAAAAGGAGAAGGCUGCAAAGGAGGCGAAAGGCAAAGGUGCGCAGGCGGGUAAGGGUAAAGGUACCGCAUCACCCAGUCCUGCUGCUGCUGCUGGUGCGAAGUCUUCUCCUGCAGCAGCGGCUGGAGCCACACCAGGUGUGGGUGCAAGUGGUACACCUGCACCCACCACUCCUGCUCCCUCCGCUGCUGCUGCUGCAACUUCGAAGGCUGGUCCAGCUGGGAACCUUUCGACUAGUGUUCCAACACCUGCUGCUGCUGCCCCUGCUACAGUGCCGACUACUCCCACAGCCGGGACGACGGCAGGUACACCAAUAACCGCAAUGUCUGCCGCCGCUGCAUCUUACGCCUAUGUUUCCAUCCCACCAGUCCUCAAUGUCUCUGGCUCAACCGCGCCUGAACCUUACCCCACAUCCGCUGGGCCCAGGUCUUCGAUGACACAAGGCUUAGGUGUACCCCCUGUUAUCGGAACUCCCGCUAUCUUAGCUAGACCUAAUCCAACAGGUCCGGCUAAUGCAACAGGCGAAAGCGAUGCAGCGCUUGAUGAUCUUUUGGGAUUACCUUCGAGAUCGAGUAAUGCAAAUAACGCAGAUGAUCUACUAGGAUUACCAGCUGGUGAUGAAGUGGAUGUGGCUCAGGCUGCAGCUGCUACUGCCAGCUCCAUCUUGCCUUCCUCAGCCGCCCCAGCUACCAGCCAAAUUGACACAUCAACCACCUCAAGCUUGCUCACUAAACGGAAGAUCUCAGACCUCAUCUCAGAGCUCGAUAGCAAUGAGAAGCUGGAAGGAGCAGUAGAAGAUCUUCUGUUGGAGCUGGCAGACGAGUUUAUUGAGAGUGUAACUCAGAUGGGCUGUCGACUAGCCAAACAUAGAAGAGGUGACAAGUUGGAGGUUAGGGAUGUACAGCUGCAUUUGGAGAGGAACUGGAACUUGAGAGUUCCUUUUCCGGGGGCUGUACCAAUUGCUCCUCCGAGGACGAAGGUGUGGGCUGUUGGUGGUGCGGCCGGUGGCGGUUCGGGUACGGGUGGUGCUGGCGGAAAGUAA
Messenger RNA from Ustilago hordei, 2493 nucleotides. RefSeq names its product related to TAF12 - subunit of TFIID and SAGA complexes. Lineage: Eukaryota; Fungi; Basidiomycota; Ustilaginomycetes; Ustilaginales; Ustilaginaceae. The record is from RefSeq and is a predicted model, not a curated record. Bases 1 to 2493 code for a protein of 830 amino acids. Gene Ontology annotation, molecular function: protein heterodimerization activity; DNA binding; TBP-class protein binding. Gene Ontology annotation, biological process: RNA polymerase II preinitiation complex assembly; DNA-templated transcription initiation. The transcript has a single exon. Gene Ontology annotation, cellular component: SLIK (SAGA-like) complex; transcription factor TFIID complex; SAGA complex.